AAGAUGUGCUGUUAAGUUUCUUCAAAUGAUGGUGAGACAAAGAAUUAAAAUUAAGCCUAACUUGUUUAUAUAUAGCACAGUCAUUGAUGGCCUUUGUAAAGAAGGGCUAGUAAGUCAGGCAUCUGAAUUGUGUUCUCAAAUGAUCAGUCAAGGUAUAUCUCCUGAUAUUGUCACCUACACCACUUUAAUCUAUGGUUUCUCCAAUACCAACCAAUUGCAACAGGCUAUUAGGUUGCUAAAUGAAAUAGUCAUAAAAGACAUCACUCCUACUCGUCAUACCUUUAAUAUAAUAAUUGAUGCAUUUUGCAAAAGAGGAAGUAUCACAGAAGCUGAAGCUGUAUUUGCUAAGAUGAUGAAGUGUUGUGCAAAACCUGAUGUUGUCGCCUUUAGUUCUUUGAUGAAUGGCUAUUGUAUGAGGAAUGAUGUUAAUGAGUCCAUAGCAGUGUUCAAUAAGAUGAUCAAAGCUGAUUUGACACCUACUGUUGUGAGUUACAAUAUAUUGAUCAAUGCACACUGUGAAUUAAAAAGGAUGGAUGAAGCCCUAGAUCUGUUUAAAGAAAUGCGUUGCAAAAAUUUGCUGCCUGAUAUAGUCACUUACAGCUCUCUUAUUGAUGGCUUGUGCAAAGCCAAGAGAAUAUCACAUGUGAAAGAUCUUGUUUAUGAGAUGCGUCAGUAUGGUCAGGCUCUUAAUAUAAUAACCUACAGUAUCUUGCUUGAUGCAUUUUGCAAAAUGAAACUUCUUGACGAGGCAAUUAUAUUGUAUCAACAAAUUGUCGAUCAAGGAAUGCAACCUACUGUUCAUACAUAUAGUAUGCUCAUCGAUGGUUUGUGCAAAGGUGGUAGGUUAAAUUUGGCACGUGAGAUCUUUGAAUUGCUUUUGACUGAAGGUCAUCACCUAAAUAUCUAUACUUACAACAUUAUGAUGAAUGGACUUUGCAAAGGAGGCCUUUUCGAUGAAGCAUUGGCAUUGCUUUCAAAAAUGAAAGAGAAUGGCUGCCUCCCUGAUUUGGUGACAUUUACAACACUUGUUGGAGCUCUUUUGAUGAAAAAUCAGAAUGAAAAAUCAGAGAUUUUUGUUCAUGCAAUGAUAGACACAGGUCUUCUGAAACAGUAAAAGAAGGUCCGACUGUAUGCUGUGAAAAGG
Neltuma alba is the source of this 1144-nucleotide messenger RNA. RefSeq names its product pentatricopeptide repeat-containing protein At1g62910-like. Gene Ontology annotation, molecular function: protein binding. Bases 26 to 1114 code for a protein of 362 amino acids. Lineage: Eukaryota; Viridiplantae; Streptophyta; Magnoliopsida; Fabales; Fabaceae. The record is from RefSeq and is a predicted model, not a curated record. The transcript has 3 exons.